AUGUAUUGGAGAUGUAAUGAAGACUUGUGUAAAUCGCGUAUUAAUUUAAGAAACGAAGAAAUAGUCAAAGGACCCAGUGAUCAUAAUCAUGUAAUUUCGAAUUUAGAAAUUGAACAACGCGUUUGUAUAAAUAAAAUGAAAAUUCGAGCUCUGUCAUCUCAAGAUAAUCCACAUCAAAUCGUUUCCGAAGCGUCAACAUUGUGUUCGCAAGCAGUUCACGGAGCUCUCCCUCCAGUAAGUUAUAUUAAACGCACUUUAUGUCGAAUACUACAGAUUAAUAGUUCUGCUCCAUCUAACCCUUUAACUUUAACUGAUAUUACAAUACCCAAUAAUUUUUCCCAAACUAUUGAUGGUCGUCAAUUUUUAAUAAAUGAUAUUGAACCAGUUGAAAAUCGGAUUUUAGUAUUUGCCACAGAAAAAAAUUUGGAUUUUCUGGCUAAAUCUGAUCAUUGGUUUGCAGAUGGGACUUUUAAGUCAUGUCCUCCAUUAUUCGCACAAGUAUACACGAUUCAUGUUAUAAAGAAUAAUUUGGUUAUACCAGUGGUUUUCUCUUUAAUGCCAGAUAAAACGCAAAGUUCGUAUGAAAGGUUAUUUACGGCAAUAAAAACACAUAACAUUAGUAUAAAUCCCAAAACAAUAAUGACUGAUUUUGAACAAAGUUCAAUAAACGCAUUUAAAAUACAAUUUCCCAAUGCUAAACAAAAUGGUUGUUUUUUUCAUCAAACGCAAUGCGUUUGGCGAAAAAUCCAAACUAUUUCCGGAAUGGUAGAAAAAUAUAAAACAGACUCGGAAUUUUCAUUGCAAGUUCGUUAUCUAUCUGCCUUAGCUUUUGUUCCCGAAAAUGACGUUAUCGAUGUAUUUGAGACAUUAUGUGAAAGUACGUAUUACACUGAUAAUGAAGAAAUUUUAGAACCACUUAUUUCCUAUUUUGAGGAUACAUGGAUCGGUCGUCCAAAUAGACGUAAAAGGAGGAACCCCAGAUUUCCUAUUUCACUAUGGAACUGUUAUACGUCUACUAUAUCUGGUUUACCCAGAACAAAUAAUUAUGUUGAAGGGUUCAAUAAUUUAUUGAGUUCAUGUCAUCCAACAAUAUGGAAGUUUAUUGAAGCAAUUCAAAAGGAACAAAGUUUAAACGAAAUGAAAAUAAACCAGUAUAUAGCAGGUGUAGUCGAAUCGUCCAGAAAACGUAAAAGGGAUACAAUUAAACAAUUAGUUGAUGACUACGAAAAUAGGAAUAAACUAGAAUACUUAAGAG
This is a messenger RNA of Aphis gossypii (cotton aphid), 1255 nucleotides long. RefSeq lists its product as uncharacterized. The annotation marks the transcript as partial. The record is from RefSeq and is a predicted model, not a curated record. NCBI's taxonomy places the organism in Eukaryota, Metazoa, Arthropoda, Insecta, Hemiptera, Aphididae. The transcript has a single exon.